AUGCCGAUGGCACAACUGCUAGCUCGGAAUGUUAGUACAAAUUACACAGCGCAUAAAAUUACAAACACGUCGGAACGAUUCUUUCCAAAUCCUUACGCCGAUUACGAUGAGAAAACGCAUGGCACAGAGCAACAUAAGCUAGUGUCUCGUAGUGGGGUGGUCAACCUAAUUGAAAAGUAUGUAGGAAUGAUUCAGAAGAACCACACACAAGCAAAGAUGCGAGAAGAUCUUUAUGUUGGAACUGCUGGGAUCGCUUUCAUGUUCUGGAAACUAUCUCGAACGAAGGAAACGAAAAGCAAGUUUCCAUGUUUGAAUCUUGCAUCGAAUUACAUCGAUGAAGCCAAACGACAAUCUACGAAGAAACAUCGUUCCAGCAAGGAUAGCGUAGCUUUUCUUUGUGGUGGUGCUGGAAUUGCAGCCGUAUCUGCAGUUGUCUUCCACGCUCAAGAAAAUAGGCAUCAAAUGAAAAUUGAUGUAGAAAUCUUUCUAAAAGGCUAUCCAGAAUGUGCGACUGAUGACGGAUACGAAGCCGACGAGGUGCUGGUUGGAAGAGCCGGCUUCCUGCACGGAGCAUACUGGUUAAAUCAAACGAUCGAAACGAAACCGAUCGGAAAUGAAAUGAUAACCAAAGUUUGUAAAGUUUUAAUGAAACGUGGACGCCGCCUUGCCACUUCGCUACGAAUAGGAUCGCCAUUGAUGUAUGAAUAUCACGAAAAAACUUAUCUGGGAGCUGCUCAUGGAAUUUGUGCCAUUCUGCACGCUCUACUAGAAUCGCCUUGGUUUAAUCAUAACGAUAGUGGUGAAUUUUGUGCUUCAACAACGAAACUAGCUGACAUCAAGAACAGCAUAGAUUACGUACUAACACUGCAGAGUAACGAUGGAAAAUUUCCUACAAGACAUGAUUCGGACCGAACGCUCGUCCACUGGUGCCAUGGAUGUGGUGGGGCAAUUUAUCUGUUCGCGAAAGCUUAUCUUACUUUCAAGGAAGAAAAGUAUCUAGAAUGCUGCCGCAAGAGCUCUGACACAAUCUGGCGCCAAGGAUUGCUGCGCAAAGGUCCUGGACUUUGUCAUGGGGUGGCGGGUAAUGGGUAUUCUUUCCUGCUAAUGUAUCGCUUAACGGGAGAGCUGCGUUAUUUGUAUAGGGCAGCGAAAUUUGCUGAUUUUUUAAACUCUACAAUAUUUUCCGAAAAGCUUCUGGCACCCGAUCGCCCAUACAGUUUGUACGAAGGCUUGGCGGGAACUGUAUGUUUUUUGGCUGACCUACUAAAUCCGUUGCAGUCCUCGUUUCCAUUCAUGGAUGUGUUUGAGAAAAAAAUUACAUAA
Molecule: messenger RNA, 1323 nt
Organism: Anopheles maculipalpis
Lineage: Eukaryota; Metazoa; Arthropoda; Insecta; Diptera; Culicidae
Product: lanC-like protein 3 homolog
Exons: 3
Coding region: 1-1323 (440 amino acids)
Biological process (GO): peptide modification; carbohydrate metabolic process
Cellular component (GO): plasma membrane
Source: RefSeq, a predicted model, not a curated record